This is a messenger RNA of Lycium ferocissimum, 1625 nucleotides long. Its product is annotated as 3-ketoacyl-CoA synthase 17-like. NCBI's taxonomy places the organism in Eukaryota, Viridiplantae, Streptophyta, Magnoliopsida, Solanales, Solanaceae. Gene Ontology annotation, molecular function: acyltransferase activity, transferring groups other than amino-acyl groups. The transcript is spliced from 3 exons. The annotation marks the transcript as partial. Gene Ontology annotation, cellular component: membrane. Gene Ontology annotation, biological process: fatty acid biosynthetic process. The record is from RefSeq and is a predicted model, not a curated record.
UUCUUGUUAAACUAUGCAUGUUACAAGCCACCAACCCAUAGGAAAUGUUCUUAUAAAGUUGGUGAAUCAUUCUUGCUCAAGAAUAUGCGCUUAUCGCAAGAAUCCAUCGAAUUCAUGCGUAACAUUUACCUUAAAUCCGGCUUAGGGGAUGAAACUUAUGGACCACCAUUCAUAUUUGAAGAUGAUAAUAAUAAUAAUACUAACAACAUGCCUACACUAAAAAGUGCAAAUCAAGAAGCUCAAGAAGGGGUAUUUUCAUCUAUCGACGACCUUCUAGCUAAAACCCUAAUCGACCCUCAAUCGAUCGACAUUGUCAUUGUUACAUGUGGGAGCUUUUCGCCUUCCCCUUCGCUCUCUUCACUCAUUGUGAACCGUUAUAAGCUUAGAUCGGACGUGAAAACGUAUAAUUUGAGUGGAAUGGGAUGCAGUUCUGGGGUUCUUUCCAUUGAUUUUGCAGCUAAGGUUUUGCGUGGGAGUAGAAAAGUCCAAAAUGCACUUGUUGUGAUCACAGAGAGCAUAACUCUGAAUUGGUACAAUGGUGAAAACCGUUCGAUGCUCGUGACUAAUUGUAUAUUUCGUGUUGGCUGUGCUGCUGCUAUUGUUAGCAAUGAUCCUAAACUUUUGGAAGGUGCAAAAAUGGAACUUGUUCAUUCACUUAGAACUAACCAUGGUGCCGAUGAUAGCGCGUAUAAAGCUGCAUUUCAGGAGGAAGAUGAUAAAGGUAUUACUGGUGUUUCACUUACCAAGGAUCUGAUAAGAGUGGCAGGGCUGAACCUACGUCAACACAUCAAAAUACUCGCACCACGUGUCCUUGCAAUAACCCAACUCACAAAUUACGCUUACUCAAUAGUCAUGUCUACAAUAUUAUCCCAACGCAAAUUCAAGCCAGUGGUUCCUGAUUUUACAACAGCAUUCGAACACUUAUGUAUUCACACAGGUGGCAAGGCAGUAAUAGAGCAAGUUGGUCGAGUUUUAAAAUUGAACGAUGAAGUGACAGAGCCAGCAAGAAUGACUUUGAACAGAUUUGGUAACACGUCUAGUAGCUUAGUGUUUUAUGAGUUGGCUUAUUUUGAAGCAAAAAAAAGAGUGAAAAAAGGGGACAGGAUGUGGAUGAUUGCGUUUGGGAGUUUGGUGUGGAAGUGGAUUCAAGAUUCAACUCAAGAUUCUGAUAACCCUUGGAAUGAAUGCAUAGAUAAUUAUCCAUUGAAGGCCUGGUGAAUUUAAUACUUUGGCCAAUUAAGAAAAUUGUGGUGCAGAAAAAGGCAAAGGAAUAGCAAAAAGAAUUUUCUUGGGGCACCAUAUAUAUGUGCAUGCAAGUAUAUUGAUCAUUUGAAGAUACUGAAGCGCUCAUUUGUUUCCCAAAAGAAAAAGGGAAAUAAAAUAGAUAUAAUAAAUUCUCAUUAUUGUUUCUUUAAUUUUCUCAAUAUUUAUAUAUCAAUUUUUACUGAUUGGUGUUAGUAGGACAUGUUUAAUUUUUAUUACACCAAUAUAAUGUAAAUCUUCUAGUACUAUUAGUUGGUCAUUUGAAAACUAAGGUGUAACUGGCGCGCGGUAGUGUGUGCGGUGUCAUUUGAAGAAGUAAGUAAUUGAAUAAAUCACUAUAAUGACAAACAGUGUUGUUUUUA